Molecule: messenger RNA, 642 nt
Organism: Rhineura floridana
Lineage: Eukaryota; Metazoa; Chordata; Lepidosauria; Squamata; Rhineuridae
Product: claudin-16-like
Exons: 5
Coding region: 1-642 (213 amino acids)
Biological process (GO): bicellular tight junction assembly; cell adhesion
Cellular component (GO): plasma membrane; bicellular tight junction
Molecular function (GO): structural molecule activity
Source: RefSeq, a predicted model, not a curated record
AUGGGCCCCGCUGUGAGCCUGCUCUCCAUUUUCUUGGGGGCCCUGGCCUUUAUCUGCACCGUGGGCGCCAUCUGUACAGACUGCUGGCAGGUGAACAGCAAAGGCUCAGUGGUCCUCAGCAUGCGCUGUCGAGGCCUGUGGGGCGAGUGCGUUUGGGAUAAGUUUGUAAAAAUCUGGACCUGUGACGUCUUCAGCUCUUACCUGAAUCCACAUCCUGGUGCCAUUGUCAUUGCAAGAGCCUCAAUCAUCACGUCUGCUGUCGCAAGCGCUGGAGCCUUCCUCUGCCUCCUCUCAGGAUGUAGGUAUUUCCGCUGCUUCCAAGAGGCCACGGCCAAGUGGCGCUUCCUCUGCCUGUCUGUGGGAUGCGAUCUCUUUGCAGGCCUUUUGUCCUGCGUCGGAGUAAUCCGAUAUUGCCUGUACGUGUUUUUCCAGCACCAAUACGAGGUGUCUCUGAGCAUCCCUGGAUUUCCAAGCUUUGAAUAUGGCUAUUCCCUGUGGAUGGCUAUGGCAGGGGGGCUGGCAGCCCUCAUUGCAGCUGCUGCGUCAUGCUAUGAAGGUGUGCUCCUGAAGACCCUCCACGCAAGCCCGACCAAGGAGCUUGCUGGCCAUGGCCCUGGAAAGACCGCCUGGACAUAUGUGUGA